GGACACAUGAUAAAAUUUGGGCCAAGAAGCAAAUGGGUCAAAAGACACACAUUUAAACACGCUCCUACAUAACAAAAGCCGUCUAAAGAUUUUCGAACACAGGUAUCUAGUUCCAGAAGCAUCACUUCGUAGGUUCCCAUCAAACCUCCGAGCAAGACCGGAAUGGCACACGCAGCUGCACAGAUUCCGACCAGUUUCGGACACGAACUCCGAGCUUGUCUCCGUUGCAAGCUUGUCAAAACCUACGACCAGUUUAGAGAAUCUGGGUGUGAGAAUUGCCCCUUUUUUAAGAUGGAUGAAGAUAAUGAGCGUGUUGUUGAUUGCACUACUCCUAAUUUUACUGGGGUGAUCUCGGUUAUGGAUCCUCCCAGAAGCUGGGCUGCUAGGUGGCUCCGUAUUGGAAGAUUUAGACCUGGUUGUUACACACUUGCAGUUUCAGAAUCACUUCCAGAAGAUUUGCAGAAUCUUUGUGAAGAUGAGCAUGUCCCGUAUAAUCCACCAAAGCGCAUCUAAGCUUCUAAUUAAUCGUCUACCUGCCAGUGAUUAUGUCAGGAGACAGUAGAUAUCAAGUAUGCAGCUUUUCAGUACUGUAAACUCAGAUUUUAUGAUAUUCGGCAUAUUUGUAGUUUGUGUACUUGUUGCUGUCUUGUCUUAGUUUCUUCUGCUGAACAGUAGCUAUGUCCUGGAAAUGAACAGGUCCACUCUAACAUCUUAUUGCACAUUAUCUUCA
This is a messenger RNA of Daucus carota subsp. sativus, 730 nucleotides long. RefSeq names its product transcription elongation factor SPT4 homolog 2. NCBI's taxonomy places the organism in Eukaryota, Viridiplantae, Streptophyta, Magnoliopsida, Apiales, Apiaceae. Gene Ontology annotation, molecular function: zinc ion binding; RNA polymerase II complex binding. The transcript is spliced from 5 exons. Gene Ontology annotation, cellular component: nucleus; DSIF complex. Gene Ontology annotation, biological process: regulation of transcription elongation by RNA polymerase II; transcription elongation-coupled chromatin remodeling. The record is from RefSeq and is a predicted model, not a curated record. Bases 163 to 513 code for a protein of 116 amino acids.